This is a messenger RNA of Coregonus clupeaformis (lake whitefish), 1684 nucleotides long. RefSeq names its product keratin, type II cytoskeletal 8. Gene Ontology annotation, cellular component: keratin filament. Gene Ontology annotation, molecular function: structural constituent of skin epidermis. Lineage: Eukaryota; Metazoa; Chordata; Actinopteri; Salmoniformes; Salmonidae. The transcript has 9 exons. The record is from RefSeq and is a predicted model, not a curated record. Bases 78 to 1364 code for a protein of 428 amino acids. Gene Ontology annotation, biological process: intermediate filament organization; keratinization.
UAACGGUAACACAGCUCAGCAACUCCAGCCUCAGUCUGCAAUCAUCCCAGCUUUAAUACCUACCACACAAAGGCACCAUGAGUAUGAGGAGCAAGAAUCGCACUGGGACAAGCCCUAAUUAUGUGAGGGACUUCAGCAGCAUGUCCUUGGGCUCCAGAAAUGGCCCCAGGACCAGCAGCAGUGGCUUCUACAUGGGAGGCUCCAUCACGGCAGUGACCAUCAACAAGAGCCUGCUGGCACCCAUCAACCUGGAUAUCGACCCCAAAAUCCAGGCUGUCCGCACCAAUGAGACAAACCAGAUCAAGGGUCUCAACAACCGCUUUGCCACUUUUAUCGAUAAGGUGCGACACCUGGAGCAGCAGAACAAGAUGCUGGAGACCAAGUGGAAGCUGAUGCAGGACCAGACAACUGGUCCCUCCGACAUUGAGCCCAUGUUCCAGGCCUACAUCAACAACCUGCAGAAACAGCUGGACCAGAUCAACAAUGACAAGGACAGGUUGGACAUGGAGAACAGGAACAUGCACCAUAAUGUGGAGGACUUUAAAUCAAAGUAUGAAGAUGAGAUCAGCAAGAGGAACACAGCAGAGAAGGACUUUGUCCUGCUGAAAAAGGAUAUGGACGCUGGUUACCUGUCCACGGUGGAUCUGGAGAACAUGGUGGCUGGGCUGGGAGAUGAGGUCAACUUCCUGAAGGCCUUGUACGAUCAGGAGCUGGGUGAGCUGCAGUCUGACGUGAAGGACACCUCUGUUGUGGUUCAGAUGGACAACUCCCGGGGCCUGGACAUGAACCAGAUCAUGGCUGACGUCAAGGCCCAGUAUGAAGACAUCGCUGCUCGCAGUCGGGAGCAGGCCGAGAGCUGGUACAAGACCAAGGUUGACAGUUUGGCCGGUCAGGCUGGCCAGGCUGCAGAGGAGCUGUGCAACACCAAGGCUGAGAUCGCCGAGCUGAACCGAUUGAUCAGCCGCCUGCAGAACGAGAUCCUGGCUGUCAAGGGACAGAAGGCCAACCUGGAGAGCCAGAUAGCCGAGGCAGAGGACCAUGGGGAGAUGGCCGUAAAGGACGCCAGGGCUCUAAUCAGGGACCUGGAGGUAGCUAUGCAGAGAGCCAAGCAGGACAUGGCCUGCCAGAUCAGGGAGUACCAGGACCUGAUGAACGUCAAGCUGGCCUUGGACAUCGAGAUUUCCACCUACAGGAAACUGCUGGAGGGAGAGGAGACCAACUUUGGACAACAAUCUAUCACCAACAUUUCUACCACAAAGCCUUGUUACACCAUGCCGGAGACCAGCUACCAGCAGCCCACCCGGUCUUCUGCUGUCUUUAUCAAGAGGGUGGAAACCACCGACUCCUCCAGAUCAUACCACUGAAAAACAUGGUUCUGAGACACAACAUGACCCAGAGCUACAUCUGUAACACUUUACUUGAAGUAGCUUGUUAAGUAAUUUUAUGAAGGGGCUACAGUUUUCAUAACAAUCUAUGGCAGUCAUAACAUAUUCAUAGCAGCCCAUAGAUGCAGUCAUAGAGCAUUAUGAGACUGUAGUGCCCCUUGGCUGUGAUAUAUACCAUACUAUGAAUCUUUAUAAGACAAUACGACUUCAUAAGAAUUUGCAUCAAGUAAAGUGUUACUGUUAUUUAUAAACUGGGUGGUUCGAGCCCUGAAUGCUGAUUGGCUGACAGCUGUGGUAUA